Molecule: messenger RNA, 3012 nt
Organism: Aspergillus luchuensis
Lineage: Eukaryota; Fungi; Ascomycota; Eurotiomycetes; Eurotiales; Aspergillaceae
Exons: 4
Coding region: 1-3012 (1003 amino acids)
Source: RefSeq, a predicted model, not a curated record
AUGGCCACCUCCUUCCAACCUAACGUGCACUACACCUUUGGGUCACCCCUGUCUGCGGGCUCUAUCUUCGGCAGGCGUCAGGCCUCAAAUAUUCUCGAGCAAGAGAGUUAUUCUAACAGUAGCUUUCAAUCUGGAAGUUCCAGACAUGUGUCGAGAAGAGUCAGCAGCAGUGGUAACACUGCACUAGCUGAUGUGGUUAACACACUCACCCGACGGAGCAGCGAUGCAAUGAUAGCAUCCAAAAUCAACGAUGCCGACUAUGAGACAUUGCUGAACUGGAUCCGAGCUGAACGUAUGGGGAAGCUACCCCCCGAGGGAAGCAGCUACGACAAGGCCUUGGUCUGGGCUGUUUUGUUCGUGGGACGUCUGCAUUCCUUCGAUUCAGCCAUUGGACACUUCGCUGGCGACAGCCACACAGCGGCUCAGCUGGCUUACGUGUACUGUGCUAAUUUACUGGAGCUCGGAGAGCAAAAUGCGUCCGCCCUUCAGGACCUCUUCGGGUUCUUUUACCGCUGCUCGACUGGACUCGGCAACUUAUUGGACCGAACGGAGCUCUUCGACGUGUCCAAAGAUAUCAAGGACCAGCUGAUUCUGGCAUUGGCUGACCUUGUUACUCUGGUUGCUGGCGUUGCGAGCCACUUCAACCGCGCCUUGCAGAACUCUCAGACGGUGGAAAUUGACAUCUACCAUCAAUUUUCCGAGUCGCUCAGCAGCUUUCACAGUCGCUGCGAGACCGUCUCUGACCUGAUGUGGAGACACCAACUUGUCCGCGAGGGUAUGAACGGUGAUAAAGUGACCGAGAUAAAGACUAUCAGAAGCUGGCUUGAGCCAGAGGAUCCAGCUCUCACAAAUAUCACCGAGAACACUGCUCAGUUUGCUCAGGAGCGCGAAGAAUCAACCUGUCUCUGGGUGUCUCAGUACUUGACCAGAUUUCUCAAAAGCAACCAGCAAGUCCUUUCCUUUGUAGGAAAGCCGGGAUCUGGUAAAUCAAUCCUGUCAACGGUCAUCAACGACCAUUUACAGCAUCCGGUCGGAGGAGUUACCUACAAGCCGAUCUUUGCGCCAAUUAAUGGCAGGGUGGCUGCGAAUACUACACCGCGGGCUAUUGCGAAGACGAUCCUGUCCCAGCUGUUCGGCAAACGCAUCGGCAAUGUGAGGUUGUACCAGAUCUUAGCUGAUGCUUAUGAGCGGAGCCAGAGAACUGUUGAUGAAGAUGCGUACGACAAUAUCCUCUGGAACGCCUUGGGCAAUUCCCUCAAUGCCAGUCUCAAGAAUGCCAAAGAACUUGUUCUGGUCGUCGAUGGUGUUGACGAGGCUAGUUGCGGCGAGACACCUUUGCUAAGAAAGCUCCAGGAGGCUGUUCAGAACGCCGGUAACGUAAAACUAAUUGUCUUCGGCUCCCAGAAGCCGAGUCAAUUCCCAUCUCAAACUACGGUGAACGUCACUCCAGAGCUGGUCUUCGAUGAUAUUGCCGCCGUGGCACGUAAAAUACUGCAACAGAGUCACGCUUUCAACUAUAUGUCCGAAGAUGAUCAAGAGCUCAAUGUGACCCGAAUCGCAGAGGCAUCACAGGGCUCCUUCCUGUGGGCCAAGCUUGCUGCAAAGCGUGUUCGGGAUGAGCAUCCAACAAACGCAAAUUCUCUGACGAGGUCUAUCCAAAGCAUAGCCAACGCGGGAUACAGUGUUACCGAUAUGGUCUCCCAGUCUCUGCAUUCGAAGUUGAAUGAUGAUGGGAAGAAGAUCUUAACAUGGCUCGCAACUGCGGUUCGCCCACUCAGCAAGAGCGAAUUAACAUCCCUGGUGUCGAUUGAAUUGAACAAGGCCUCGUAUACCGAGCGAGAGAUUGAUAUCCAGCAUACCCUUAAGCCUGUUGCGUCGCUGGUGUUUAUCCAGAAUAACAUGGUCUUCCUCAGACAUGGACAGAUCCGCUCUGCCAUUUUGGACAUCUUUGCCAGGGAGAAGUUCCUUCCGGCCAUCAAGAACCGCAACAGCGAUUUGACGCAGAGGCUUCUGCUCUACACCAAGCAAGCCGUGAAUGAGAGUCAUGACCCGUCCUUGAGUCCCCUGGAUGAGAAGGUUGCUCAGACCUAUCUGGACAAGCACCCUCUUCUGGACUUCGCCCUUCGGUACUGGGUGAACCACGCCAGUCUGGCGUAUGGUUGCACCACAGACAAGGAAAUUGCCACAGCUGGAAAUGAAUUGAGAUCAGUGAUACCGACAUCUCCCACAGUGCCAUUGUUGGAGAUGACUGUAUGGGAGGGCAAGUCAACCCCAGCGCUGAAGUCACUGCACGAGACCCAGACGCGUCUCUAUCGCCAGAUCCUGACUACCAAUCACCCCACCACCCUGCAAGCCAUCCUGUGCCAGGCCCUAUUCUAUCGACGUAUUCAUGAUAGCUUGCCUGCCCAGGUUAGUCAAAUUUUUUAUGAUGCGGCGGUGAUCAGUAAAGAUGUGCUGUCCGAAAGCCACCUCAUCACAAUGCAGAUGACCAAGUUCUACUUGGAAACCACUGCAGACCAGGUCGUCGAGUCUAAAACGGACGUCAUGAUCAAGCGUGUUCAGAUGCUCGAGCUGCUUGUGGAAUGUUACAAGAUCCAUUACGGAGCCACAAGCACCAUAGUGACAUCCACCUUGACCCAGCUAUCCCAGCACUACAUUUCCAUCAAGGAAGAAUACAAAGCCAAGGAAAUUGAAACAUGGCUCCAAACCACGACAGAAAAGCAUCACACACAGAAUCACAGUACAACUCGGCAGGUCGACGGAUCGUUGCUGGUUCACAUCCGCGGUCGUGAAGGCACUGACGACCAAGGCAAAACCCUCACUUGGGAACACAUUGAAACUGACGAACUGAUCUCUUGGACUGUGGAUGUCGAAAGCCUUUUCAGUCGGGCGGAGAAGGCCGUGGCUGCGGGACAUUGGAGGGAGGCAGAAAGCCUCUAUGUUGAGCUCUGGCAGCACACCAGCAAGGAGUACAGGGUCAAUCGUUCUAGCGAAUGGGAGUUGAGGAUGUGA